AUGAAAAUAAAUAUGGAACAUUCAGUGAUUCAAUUGGAUGAUUUACCUGAUGAGAUUCUUAUGAUUAUCUUUAAAAAUAUGUACAAAGCUGAGGUACUCUAUUCUUUAAUAGGUGUUAAUCAACGAUUUAAUACAAUUGCACAUGAUCCAAUUUUUACUAAUCAUUUGAUCUUACUGAGACAUUCCUCAGAUGGUUUUAUCUACCCAUCAACUGAUUCAAUGCUUGAUCGAUUUUGUUUUCAAAUUUUACCUAAAAUUUACCAUAAAAUCAAAUGGCUUGAUCUUGAAUCAUCAUCUAUGGAACGUAUUCUUCUUGCUGCAAAUUAUCCUAAUUUAUAUGGACUUACUUUAUAUAAUAUUGACGUCGAAACAGCUAGACAUUUCUUUACUGUCGAAACUGCUUUAUAUGAUCUAUUUAAAAAUCAAAUUUUAUCACUUAUUAUUCAUAUUAGAGAAGAUAACAAACAAGGUUUUAGAGAAGUUGCAAAUGCAUUUAUAUUUACAAAUAUCUUUACUAUGUUCACCAACCUACAAUAUUUAAAAUUCGGUCAAUCUUCAAAUUUGUAUCCACAGUUAUCGUUUGAUAUUCCAUCUCCAAGUGUUAUCUCUUCAACUCUCUUAGAACUACAUGUCACUGUAAAAGAUUUCAUCGAUUGUCUUUAUUUGCUUGAUGGAUGUUUCAAUCAACUUCAUACACUUCAUGUUAAUUUUUUUUUCAUUUGCUCUUCACAACUAACAAUCAAUAAUACGGAAAAUCUGCCUAAUUUAAAAUGCUUUUCGCUAUAUUGUCAUACAGAGACAGUUGUUUAUGAUGAAUUAGUUGUUCCACUUCUACAUCGAAUGUUGAAUUUAGAAAAACUUGGUUUAUAUAUUAGAGUUUGUGGCAAGAACACAUUUGUUGAUGGCAAUGAUUUGAAGAAAAAUAUUAUCAAUAAUAUGCCACGAUUAAACAAAUUUCUAUUUAACAUUUCUUCAACUAAUCGUCUUCAUAAUCAAAUUAAUUUACCAUCGAAUAAAGAUAUUCAAUAUACAUUCAAGGAUUUUCAAGAUAAUCAUAUUAUUUCAUGUGUUGAUUAUUUUUCCGAGGCUGAACGAAGUCAAUGUCAUAUUUAUUCAUAUCCAUAUCAAUUGAAAUAUUACGAUAACAUAACCAAUAAUUUUCCAGGUGGACUCUUUAAAUGUGUUUGUGUAAUAUCAUUAUUUGAUGAACGACCUUUUGAAUAUGAAUUUUUUCUCCGAAUUGCUCAAUCAUUUCCAUUUAUGAAAAAAUUAACUUUGAUUAACAUGAAAUCUCAAAAUGGUAAACGAUGUAAAAAAUCAGAAGAUGACAAUCAAGAUUUAUCAAUCGUUGAAUAUCCUCAUCUUACUAAACUUGAUCUUAUUGAAGCUCAUGAAGAUUAUAUUGAACAAUUUCUAAUUGAUACGAAAACGUGUUUGUCGAAUAAUGUUUAUCUUGCUGUCCUGUAUCAACCACUGAGAAGAGUAACAGAAAAAUUUACAAGAAAUGCAACACGAAUCAAUUGUGAAAAAUUGCGUUCUUUAGGUCUACAGGGUAAAUAUAGAAUCCCUAAAUAUGUAAAACAAUAUUUUCCUCAUACAAAAAUAUUAUGA
Rotaria sp. Silwood1 is the source of this 1611-nucleotide messenger RNA. Lineage: Eukaryota; Metazoa; Rotifera; Eurotatoria; Philodinida; Philodinidae. The record is from the annotation of a GenBank genome assembly.